ACCUGUUGUUAGCCGGCAUUUUUGAUCUGGUCUCUGCUGCUCCCAGGCGGCCCCUUUGGGUACUGCCUGAAUACAAGGAGGGAGAAGAGGACCAGUCAUCAAUGAGAGGAUCAGAUUGGGGGAGAAACCCGGUGCAGAAGGCUGUGUGAAAAGGGGAGCACUAAGACCCAGGAGUAGUGAAGGACUGCAGUAACGAGCUGGAGGACCAGGAGAAGUAGGCGGUGGGGGUGGGAGCCAUCUGGUACCUGGGUAGCAUUCGAAACUGCAUCGGCCAUAACAAGAGAAAUGGCCAGUCAGUCCCAGGGUAUCCAGCAGCUUCUGCAAGCUGAGAAGCGGGCGGCUGAGAAGGUGGCAGAUGCCAGAAAGAGGAAGGCCCGACGACUGAAGCAGGCAAAAGAGGAGGCACAGAUGGAGGUGGAGCAAUACCGCAGAGAGCGAGAGCAGGAAUUCCAGAGCAAGCAGCAGGCGGCCAUGGGCUCCCAGGGGAACCUGUCUGCUGAGGUGGAGCAGGCUACAAGGCGCCAGGUGCAGGGUAUGCAGAGCUCCCAACAGAGAAACCGAGAGCGUGUCCUGGCCCAGCUUCUUGGCAUGGUUUGCAACGUCAGGCCCCAGGUUCACCCCAACUACCGGAUUGCUGCCUAGGACCCACUGUAGGGCCUGACUCCUUCUGCUGGUUCCCUUCCUCAAAGAAACCCUUCAGCCGAAAUCACCUCCUACUAUCAUCCUUUUCUCCUUUUUAGUCCCUGGAAAUACUGGGAGGCAGGAUCCAAUAAUUGUCCUAUGAAACUUAUAAAUAUCCUGCUCAAACCUGAAUCUCUUUGUUGUUCUUGAAGCCUCACUAGGCCCUCCUAAACUCCCAAGUCAUUCUCACCCAAAACUUCUGUGAAUUUUGUAACAUGAGAAAGUAGGGACAUGGAAGGUACCUUGACUUCAGAGGCUGGCAGAUUUUGGUCCCUCUCCUGACCCUGCCACUUGCUGGCUGUGCAACCAGGACAAGCUACUUAGCAUGGUAGCCUCAAUGUCCUCUGUGAAACUGAAAUAAUAAUAAUGCCUGCCAUGUGAGAGGUUGCUGUAAUGAUUAGGAAUCAUUCUGUAAAGAGCCUAGCAUGGUUCCUACAAUGUAGUAGCUGUGAUUCAAUAAAGGGAAACCCUGUGAUAUUAUUACUACUCCAUGCUCAUUGGCCAAAAUGUAUAUAGCUGUUUCCUAACUUCCAUCCGUGGCUCUCUAAUUCCAGUUAUUCAUUCUGUGCUAGUAAUUCUCUGAAGAAUUGGUUCUUCCUCCAUCUCUUUUCCCAGAGAUCUUAUAAUCCCUUAAAAGAUAAAAUGAUGAUCUCACAUAGCCCCUCUAUUAUAAUUCCAGAUAGAUACUUCAUCUUGUAGCCCCUCUUUUUGUUUCUCUUAUACUGAUCUUUAUUGGAUUUUCCUUUUUUCCUAUUUUCCCAAAGACCCGUCAGUUGCCCACUGCUUCCUAAGAUCUAAAGUGAUGCAGUAUCCCCUCAUAUGCAUGGCCUUCCUUUCCACGUCCUUGGCAUCUUACUUUCCCUUUGUAACAAUAAAAAAGUAUCAAUAAAAUAAUUAUGGGCAAAUAAAUUGGUGAGUUGAAGCAGC
This is a messenger RNA of Carlito syrichta (Philippine tarsier), 1608 nucleotides long. RefSeq names its product ATPase H+ transporting V1 subunit G2 (gene ATP6V1G2). Lineage: Eukaryota; Metazoa; Chordata; Mammalia; Primates; Tarsiidae. Bases 286 to 642 code for a protein of 118 amino acids. The transcript is spliced from 3 exons. Gene Ontology annotation, molecular function: proton-transporting ATPase activity, rotational mechanism. Gene Ontology annotation, cellular component: vacuolar proton-transporting V-type ATPase complex. The record is from RefSeq and is a predicted model, not a curated record. Gene Ontology annotation, biological process: proton transmembrane transport.